Pocillopora meandrina is the source of this 555-nucleotide messenger RNA. The record is from the annotation of a GenBank genome assembly. Lineage: Eukaryota; Metazoa; Cnidaria; Anthozoa; Scleractinia; Pocilloporidae.
AUGUCCUCAGAAGCAUGUGGUGUGCAAGGAAGAAUAAGGAGAAUAGCACCGAUGGCACUGUACACUCAUUGCAACAGUCACGUUUUGAAUCUCAGUGUUGCAGCCGCAUGCAGGUUAACUUCAGUCAGAAACAUGAUUGGAACCUUAAAUGAAACUUUCCUUUUCUUUCAUUUUUCACCUAAAAGACAGCGAUUUCUAGAACAAGUUUUGGAGAAGUGUGGUUUUACUUCCAGAAAGGAGAAGUUAAAAGGCUUAUGCAAAACCCUAUGGGUGGAAAAGCAUGAAUGUUACGAGACUUUCUACGAACUUUACGAGUACGUUUGCAUAAGCUUGGAUGCGAUAGCUGAUCAUGAGUCGCAUCCUCAUGUUUAUUCCUCGUUAUUGUUCACGUGGGACAGGGAGACUAAAACCAAGGCACAAGGUCUUCUGGCAAAUCAAAGACAUUCGGAUUCAUUUUCACCUUUUUUGUCACAAAGAAUAGCCUUGGAACACUCAAACCUAUUGCAGCUAAGCUUCAGAAGAAAGAACAAGAUGUCUUCCAAGCGUAUUCUAUGA